Messenger RNA from Leptosomus discolor (cuckoo roller), 795 nucleotides. The record is from RefSeq and is a predicted model, not a curated record. Lineage: Eukaryota; Metazoa; Chordata; Aves; Leptosomiformes; Leptosomidae.
GCUGACGGCACUGGGGGCCCUGAAACGCCAAACAGAGUGAAGGAGGUGGAGUGUGAAGGCACCAUCGAGUCGGUGGAGCCCCCCAUGGAGCACCACAGCUAUGGGCGCAACGAGGGGGCCUGGAUGAAGGACCCGGCAGCCAAGGAUGACCGCAUCUACGUCACCAACUACUACUACGGCAACAGCCUGGUGGAGUUCAGGAGCCUCGACAACUUCAAGCAGGGCCGCUGGAGCAAUCUCUACAAGCUGCCCUACAACUGGAUCGGCACUGGGCACGUGGUGUACCGGGGGGCCUUUUACUACAACCGCGCCUUCACCAAGAACAUCAUCAAGUACGACCUGAAGGAGCGGUACGUGGCAGGCUGGGCGCUGCUCCACGACGUGGUGUACGAGGACACGACGCCCUGGAAGUGGAGGGGCCACUCGGACAUCGACUUCGCCGUGGACGAGAGCGGGCUCUGGGUCAUCUACCCCUCCGUGGACUACGACUACUCGCAGCAGGAGGUGAUCGUCCUGAGCCGCCUUGACCCUGGGGACCUCUCGGUGCGCAGGGAGACCACCUGGAAGACGGGGCUGAAGCGCAACGCCUACGGGAACUGCUUCAUCAUCUGCGGCAUCCUCUAUGCCGUGGACACCUACAGCCAGAAGGAAGGGCAGAUCUCCUAUGCCUUUGACACGCACACGGACACAGAGGCGGAGCUCCGGCUGCCCUUCCUCAACCAGUACGCCUUCACCACGCAGAUCGACUACAACCCAAAGGAGAAGGUGCUCUACGCCUGGGACAACGGCCAUCAG